Molecule: messenger RNA, 990 nt
Organism: Pochonia chlamydosporia 170
Lineage: Eukaryota; Fungi; Ascomycota; Sordariomycetes; Hypocreales; Clavicipitaceae
Product: glycosyl transferase
Exons: 1
Coding region: 1-990 (329 amino acids)
Biological process (GO): mannosyl-inositol phosphorylceramide biosynthetic process
Molecular function (GO): mannosyltransferase activity
Source: RefSeq, a predicted model, not a curated record
AUGCGAAUGCACAGCCCCCCUCGAUCAUCAUCCACAACGAGAUCUCGGCCGAUAUUUUGGGUAAUUCCCGUAAUAAUCUUUAUUACCGUAUUACUCUUCCAGGACGUCAUUUACCAAACAUGGGCUCUGAUAUCGCUGAAUAUGCACUGGCGUGCCAACGCUGCUGAUUUUAUCCUUUCUGCUGAGCACGACAAUUUUGACGUUACUUUUGCGAAUUACACCCACGAUCAACUUACCGCAGGCGAUGGCUAUGAGGAUAUUGUUCCACCCGUGCUGCACCACAUUGCCCUGGGCACCAAGAGAGAGGAAUGGCGGCCGCAGUGGGAGGAGGCAUUGCAGAGCUGUGUCGAUUUGCAUCCCGGCUGGCAGACACGACUUUGGACAGAUGACGAUGCCGCUCCCUUUAUCGAGGAUAAGUUUCCCGAGCUCAAGGAGAUGUGGGAUAACUAUCCCUUCCCGAUUGAGCGCAUUGACGCCCUGCGAUACAUGAUUUUGUACGAACACGGAGGAGCUAUUCUCGACUUGGACGUGCGAUGCAGACAAGCCUUGGGACCUCUUCGACGAUUUGGCUUUGUCGCGCCAGAGGCUCACCCGACGGGCUUUUCCAUUAGUUUUCUCAUGGCCGGCCGACAUAACCCGUUUAUUGGCACCAUUCUCGACAACCUGCCGGCCUUUAACAAGCGGUGGUUUGGGCUUCCUUAUGCGGCUGUCAUGUUCAGCACCGGCGGUCAUUUUGCCUCCGUACUGCACACGCUGCAGGCAAACCGAAAAGAUUACAAGAUCCUCCCCGGUCCUCUUCACAGCCUCAAUGGCAGAGUGGUCACGCCUCUUUUCGAACACCUGGGUAGUUCUUCGUGGCACUCGUAUGAUGCGCAACUCAUCACCAUGCUCGGCAACGCGCAUCUGAUGCCCAUUUUCUUUGGUGUAGGCAUUGCGCUGGCGUUGUUUGUCAGGAGACGCAUGAUUAUUAGGCGCUUACGGUUAUCAUGA